Gambusia affinis (western mosquitofish) is the source of this 6584-nucleotide messenger RNA. RefSeq names its product RNA binding motif protein 15 (gene rbm15). Gene Ontology annotation, biological process: regulation of alternative mRNA splicing, via spliceosome. Gene Ontology annotation, molecular function: mRNA binding. The transcript has a single exon. The coding region runs from base 192 to 2726 and encodes 844 amino acids. Gene Ontology annotation, cellular component: nucleus. Lineage: Eukaryota; Metazoa; Chordata; Actinopteri; Cyprinodontiformes; Poeciliidae. The record is from RefSeq and is a predicted model, not a curated record.
GCCCACUUUUCAGCCAAUCAGAACGAAGGGGCGGGAUUUUAGGCUAAUCUUAACAAAAUGGCGACUGUUGUUGUUUUGCCGCAGGGUCACUGAUUAAAUCCGUUUAUCGUUUCAGCUCAUUUCUGCACCUGCAGUGCAGAAGUGCUAAGAUAAGGCCACGAACCGGAAGGGUCGACUCCGCCCGGACUGAAAUGAAAGGCAAAGAACGGUCGCCGAUUAAAAAACGGUCCCGGGCCUUGGAAGAUAUUCGAGACAGGGGAGGAUGUCAUCCGACCAGCAAGAAAAUGGGGGCUCUGUCCGUUUCCAGCGGGAGUAAUAAUGGGAACACCUCGACAAAAGGCGACGGCGGCUCUACGAGACGAAGUCUACUCGGUGAGAAAAGAGAAAGAGAUUUCGACGGUCACGGCCGGACUGGAAAUAACCACAGCUGUCAGUCCGCUGCGGGUAAAAACCACAGCCUGAGCCUGACGCUGGACUUAGCCUCGCCGAGGGGCGUCUCUUCGCGAGCGGAGCAGCGGAUCCAGCCGCCCAGCACGGAGAGUGAGUACAAAACACUGAAAAUCAGCGACCUCGGCUCCCAGCUGAGCGACGAGGACAUAGAGGACGGACUGUUUCACGAAUUCAAAAAGUUCGGCGACGUGAGCGUCAAGAUGAGCCGCAGCAGCGACGGACGGAUAGCGUUUGUGAAUUUCAGAAAGCCGGAGGACGCCCGAGCCGCUAAGCACGCCAGGGGCCGGCUGGUGCUCUACGACCGGCCGCUGAAGAUCGAGGCGGUCUACGUUAACCGGAGACGGAGCCGAUCCCCGGUCGAGAGGGACUUGUACGUGGCGGCUCAGAGUCACAGACAUCUACAGAGACCCCUGUCGCCCACUGGGCUUGGAUACAGAGACUACAGGCUGCAGCAGCUGGCUCUGGGACAGCUGCCCCCGCCCCCGCCGCCGCCCCUGCCCAGGGAUCUGGGGCGGGAACGAGAGUUUGCUCUGUUUGAAGCCAGGGCGCGUCCCGCUUUCAUUGCAGAGCGGACAGCGUUCAGAGAAGAGGAUUUUAUAUCUCCAGAAGACGACCAAAGAGCCAACAGGACGUUGUUUCUGGGAAAUCUGGACAUAAAUGUUACGGAGGCGGACCUGAGGAGGGCUUUUGACAGGUUUGGGGUCAUCACGGAGGUGGACAUAAAGAGACCCACCAGAGGACUAACCAGCACCUAUGGAUUUCUGAAAUUUGAGAACCUUGACAUGGCUCACCGUGCCAAGCUUAGUAUGUCUGGCAAAAUAGUGGGUUGCAACCCCAUAAAGAUAGGUUAUGGCAAACCCAUGCCCACCACUCGCUUGUGGGUGGGGGGACUUGGACCCUGGGUGCCUGUAACUGCUCUGGCCAGAGAGUUUGAUCGCUUUGGAACAAUAAGGACCAUUGCCUAUAGAAAAGGGGACACUUGGGCUUACAUUCAGUAUGAAAGUUUAGAUGCUGCACAAGCAGCUUGGACACACAUGAGGGGUUUUCCCUUGGGAGGACCAGAGAGACGGCUCAGGGUGGACUUUGCAGACUCCGAGCAUCGCUACCCGCAGCAGUUCCUGCAGCCUCUCCCCAUAGCGCCGUUUGACAUGGUGGCGGAGUCAUUUGUUCACCGUGCCACGCCCGAACCUCUUCGGGUCAGAGACAGGACUCCUCCACCACUUCAUUUCAGGGACAGAGAGCUCUUCCCUGGAGCCGACUGGCCCAACCCCGCCAUUCGGGAACGGGUGCGGGCCUCGCCGUUUGAGCCUCUGGAACAUUUGGAGCGGCGAACAAGGGAGCCUUGGUCUCUGGAACGAGAGCUGCAGGGACGAGAACCUGUACGCAAGCGGCGUGCAGUGGAGGAGGGACGCCAUCUGGACCUCUCUCCGGACAGCACUGAGAGGACAAUAAGACGAAGACGAGCCUCCCCAGAGGGGAGUCCUGGCGGCAGCAGCAGAGAGGGGGGGCGCUUCAGUGAUUCAGAGCGCCCCAUGCGAGGUGAGAGAGCCUCUCCAGUGAGAGAACGCCAAAGCAGCCUGGAGCGGGUUGGGACAGAACGCCGGCUCAAGAGCCAGGUUCUGUCUGAUAAAGGACUUUCAGGUGGUGUGGGGGCAGCAGCUGGAGAACGCAAGCGUAAAGCAGUUGACGGUGGCAAAGGGCCGGCCAAGAGGGAACGCUCUGAAAGCAGCUCCAAAGGAGGUCAGCCGACCAAGCUGGACGGCGCCAAACUCGGUCUAGCUUGGCAAGGCAUGCUGCUCCUGAAAAACAGCAACUUCCCAGCCAACAUGCACCUGCUGGAGGGCGACCACAGUGUGGCCAGCGACCUGCUGAUGGACAGCGCGACGGGGAGGCAGGUGAGCGAGCUGAAGAUCACGCAGCGUCUCCGCCUGGACCAGCCCAAGCUCGACGAAGUGUCCCGCCGCAUCAAGGUGGCAGGUCCCUGCGGCUACGCCGUCCUGCUGGCCGUUCCCGGAGCCACGGAGGAGUCGCUCUCGGACUCCGCGGCCUCGACCCAGCGGCCGCUCCGCAACCUGGUGUCCUACCUCAACCAAAAACAAGCUGCCGGAGUCAUCAGCCUGCCCGUGGGGGGCAGCCGGGAUAAAGACAACGCAGGGGUCCUUCAUGCUUUCCCCCCCUGUGAUUUCUCCCAGCAGUUCUUGGAUUCGUCUGCCAAAGCUCUGGCAAAAAGCAAAGAGGACUAUCUGGUCAUGAUCGUGGUUCGUGGCGCAUCAUAAAAAGUGACCGUACACUACAAUGAAGUGGCGAUUAGAAGAAAAAAAAAAAAUCUGCUGUAUGUCAGUAAUUAUUGCAUGCUGUGUGUUCUGCAUCCUGGGGUACAGUAGUGUGCUUCUCCAGUGUUUGAAUGUUGCCAUAUAACCCACUAAACGGACAAAUGGUGCCCUUCUAUACAACUAAAAGGUCUUUUUUUUUUUUUUUUUUUUUAAAGUACAUUUCAGUGGGUGUUUGAACCCGAACACAAUCACAAACCUGCUGUACUCUCAGCCUUCUGGAGUUAAAUAUAGAAAUUCAGUCAGUUCAAAUCCAGUUACAUGAGCCUUUAGGUCAUUUUAUUGUUUGGUUCAUUUAUGGGUUGACAUGGUUACUUAUCCAGUUAUAAGCAAAAUAAAUGUUGGGCAUUGAAUGAUUUUAUACGAUAACACCACCAUUACAGUUAAUCCACCGAUUUAAAACAAUAUAUUUUAGAAUGUCCUAAAAACGUCACGUUUCUCUCCUGGCUGCUAUCCUUGACGUCAUCGGUCUGCACUGGUGGUGUUAUUACAACAGCUUUCCUCCCUGGUUGUGUGAACAAGGCAUGACCUAGUAGAAUGUUGCAUUUUUAAAUUUAGCUUUUCAAGUGUUGAAAAGAAGCUGAGCAUAAUUUUUUUUCUCCCCACAAUUUCAAGAGAGAAAGAAAAGGGAAAAUCAAUUGGUAAUGUCAAUGUUUAAAACAAAUCGCACAGCUCUCCUCCAGUUGAUCACAUUCCUGUUAAACAUACUACCUUAAAUAUUUAUGUUGCUCCUGCUGAAGUCGUUCGAUAUGUCUUGGAGUGUGAUUUACUGAAGAAGUGUUGUGCAGGGUUGUUUUAAAGUCGAAUAAAGUGUUUUGUCUGGAUAAAAGGUGGAGGACAAUGUGAAGGUCAGCAGUUAAAGCAUUUCUUAAUACAGGUCAAACAUUUCACUCUAUGGAGUCUCAUUCAUGCAUUUUCUUCAAGGUCAUUGUUUGAACCUUAGUGGAUCUGUUUUAAAGGGAUAUGCUUAAAAUUUGUUUUGAAGUGAGGUUUUUAUUUACAAAAGAAAGAGGCCACGUUGCUUUAAGUUUGUAGAAAAGUGAAAAUGUUCCCUAAAUCUGUGAAAGUCUGACAAGUCAGAUGGUCUCGCUGUUUUAGCUGACUUAGCCGUCCAAAAUGACCCAAACUUAAAAUGUUCAUAAUUGUGAGCUGAAUUAUAUCAGCAGGUUUAAAACCGUCUAAACUUUCACAAAGGGGCUUUGAUAAGAUCCGUUUUCCCUUCUUUUCUCAGUCAAAUUUUGUCUGUGCCACUGCUGGCUGAAGGAAGCUGUUGGCUCUAUUGGUCCAUCAGGAUGAAAUUUGCCAUCUUUGAUGCCUCUCUGCCCGGCUGGCAUCCAGCUGGAUCGAUAACAGGUUGUUGGGACAUUUAAUGCUGAGCUCCAAAUUAUUAUUUUCAUUCAACCUAGAAGUUUCUGAUCACAAAUGAGACGCGCGUCUCUCAGAAGAUAAUAAAACAUACAAGUAUGUUUUGAAAAACAAAAGAUUUUUUUAAUUUGUAUUUUGUUACAAAUGGCUAGAAAAAAAUAAAAUAGCUCUGCAGUAAUUAAAACCCUGAGGGCCCACUGUCCUGCAUGUUUUAGGGGUUCCCCUGAUGCUGCACACCAGACUUAAGUGAGUGGGUGAUUAGCAGGCCUCUGCAUCGAUAAGAGGUCAGAUUUGAAUCAGGGCUACACCUCUAAAAACGUUAACACUUCCAUUUAGAAGCACUCAAAAGGUAUAAAAAAUUUGUGUUUUACUCCAUUUUAUUUUACCUAUUUUUUGUUAAAAUGGGAUUCAGUUUGAGUUAUUUUAAAUGGCUAAAAUCAGCUAAAACAUUGAGUCUUUUUGACUGUGCUAGCCUUUCAUAAUGCUUAGGAUUUAAAAAAAAAAAAAAUCGGACUGUGAUGUCAGAUUGCAAACUGUUACUGGUAAAGGAGCCCCACUUCAAAAAUGUUGAACUAUUCCUUUAAGAUUCAUCAAUAGGAUCACCAAAUUUCUACAAUAUCUCUGAAUUUAAGUGGUUUUUUUCCCCCAUGGUUCAGAUAGUAGUUGAAUGCAUUUCUAUUUUUGGAUAGCAUAGAAACCAGCCCACACCUGCUACUAACAGAGAAAUACUGAACUUUUCUUGUGUUCUUAAUGUGUUAUCCGUUUGUGCAUCCUUGUUUUGCUCGGAGAGGAUCUAGCAUUGCAAUAUAUAUAUAAAAACUGAAGUACUUGUGGACAAAAAGACAAAAAAGUUACAUUUUUUGUGUUUAUAGUUGACGCCCUGUUUUAUUUAUUUCCCUGAACCGAUCCUCCCCUUUUCAUAGUAAUAAUUAACCCAUUAAGUGGAUGGUACAAACUAAUAAACCUGCUAUCAGUACAGCUACUUGGUUUUAUCAGUGGUUUAACAGUUAAUGUGGAGUUUAAUUUUAGAAAUAUACAGUUACAAUAACUCAUGCCUGCCAUUACGGGGUUUUUUUUUCUUAGAUCUUCUUACCACAGUAUUGUUUAGACAUUUUUGUAUUUAGUCAUGCAGUAGUGACUUACUCGGAAUAAUAAUUUUCAGAUUUUGUUUUAUUUUAUUUUAUUUUUGUGUGUGUGUAAUGAAAGCAUUCAUGUUUGCUUGUACACUCGGACAUCACACCCACUGAAACUUCGGACUCUGGAAGACGCAGAGCUGCAAAAACCUCUGUGGAGAAAAAAUAGGCACCGUUAUAUGUGUGAGUCCUCGCUGACGAGGAAGCUUUUUAAGUUGUGUAAGUCCAUCCCGCACCUGUGAUGACUUCUGUUUUUAAGUGGGGAAAAAAUGAGCAAUGUACCCUUUGAUGUCAUGGGGGAAAAGGAAAAUCCGUAAUGCCCAUGCGAAGCUGUUCACGUAACUGCGAGUGCAUUUGGGCGCCUGAUGUGACCGAUUGUCAAUAAAUUGUUCAUGUGAAGGGGAAGUGUUUCUUCGAUGGAAGUGAAUUGACGAGAACGAGCUGCGGUGCCCGGUUGUGUUUCCGAGGAGUUUUGCUCACUUGAAAAUGUUGUUUUCUGCUCGUGAGACGAUUCGCAAGUCGUUUAGCUCCAGAGAGGAGAGACCCGUGUUCCCCAACCCCCAGAGGAUCGCUGUUUGUUUAAACGAGGCCGGUUCUGGUUGUAACUUACUCCCGCAACUGUUCCUAUAGACACGCAAAAACACCCGACAGGACGGAUGGAGGAGCCGCCGCCUGCUCUUGUUUGAACCCGGCCUGCAGAAGCAGCUUCGGCAUCACUGUGAAAGUUUUCCCGUGCAUUCGGUUCUGUUUCUGAACAGAAGGCAGGAGAAUUGAGAUUGUGACAACUCUGAAAUUCGCAGAGCAUCGACAGAUCACUUGGUCUCCCUGGGGAGAUUUGGGUCUGAUUCGUCUUUAUCGCACUUUGCCCGGUUUUACUCAGAUUUUCCCGAUCGUCGGGAAAGACGAUUGGCUCAAAUGUUCAGCUAGGAAUGCUGCCGCUGGCCUCUCCUCCCCCGAGGAGCCGUGUUGAACCGGUACCACUAAAUCAUCUGAGGUCAGCCGCAGCACCGGGGAUGAAGUACGCACGCCUUCACUGGAAGGACCAGAGGAUACCGUUCACUGAAGUUCCGGGACCACUCCAUGUCAAAAGCUUAAGUCCAAACUCAGCUACCAUCUAUUUUAGCUGAAUUAGGGUAACAAAACAAAACAAAAACAUGUUCAGUGAUUCUGUGCCGAGGACGACCCACUUCCCCUUGAGAAACAUUGCCACCAUGAGGACCACGGAGCGCCUGCCUUUCCUCUCCUCCUCCGGGUCUGUUAGCUGGCAGCCAGGACAGAGCAGGUAUCACUGAGCGGCUGCUGCACA